AUGGCAGCCACAUCCGGCCUCAUAUCUGGCCUGGAGGCCUUGAACACGUUCCUGCAAACUCACAGCGUCCAAUUGUCGGACAAAGAAGGCGAUAUUGUCGAAUUUCUGGAGGUGCUCAGCCGCCGUAGACAUCAGGAGACGACAUUCGAGGCGUUGGAAGGCGCAAGCGAAGACGAGACGAAUUCUCUGCUCCAGACGCUAUUGGAGGCGCCGAGAACGAGCCGCAAAGUCCACUGGAUGCAUCUACCGAUCGACGUUUUACUGACCCAAGAAGCGCCCGAGGACGAAAGUCAGGAGUGGCAAUAA
Messenger RNA from Phytophthora infestans T30-4, 306 nucleotides. RefSeq lists its product as uncharacterized. Bases 1 to 306 code for a protein of 101 amino acids. NCBI's taxonomy places the organism in Eukaryota, Oomycota, Peronosporomycetes, Peronosporales, Peronosporaceae. The transcript is spliced from 3 exons. The record is from RefSeq and is a predicted model, not a curated record.